AAGUCAUCUAAAAAAUCACUUGUAUGGCACUUGAGAUUCCACGUAAACACUCCCUCCUCAUCUCUCCCUCUCUCGCCCACCAUGCACCGUCUUGAAUCGUCAUGGGAAGCCCCAUUUGCUACCUCCCUCCCUCUCCUCUUCCACCUCACCACCACCACCACCACCGCACUUGUAACUCUCUUCAAAAACUAAUCCUCACCCGCCGCUCCUUUCUCUUCCUAUCCACCACCGUCUCCCUCCCAACCCCAAUCUCAUCCGCCAUCACUCCACCACCACUAGACACCACCAUAACAGACAGAGUUUUCUUGGAUUUCAGCAUCUGCUCAUCGUACUUCCAAAACCGAACACUCGGAGAUGACCUCUCUCAGUGCACAGAUUCCCAACCAUUAGGCCGCCUUGUUCUUGGCCUCUAUGGCAAUCUUGUCCCCAUAACAGUGUCCAACUUCAAAGCCAUGUGCACUGGCUCUUCUGGCUCAUCCUACAAGAGCACUUUGGUCCAAAAAAUAUUCCCGGGACAGUUCUUCGUGGCCGGUCGACAAGGCAGGAGGGAUAAAGGAGAGGUUAAGCCACCCUUGCAAUUAGUUAAGAACUCAGAAACAGUUGAUUCUAAGGCUUUUUUGUUGGAACACUCAAGGGCUGGUGUUGUUUCAUUGUGUUUAUCAGAGAAUGAUGAUGAUGAUGAUAUUAAGCUCAACCCAAAUUACCAUAAUGUUGAGUUCUUGAUCACAACUGGACCUGGACCUUGCCCUCAGCUUGAUAAUAAGAAUAUAGUUUUUGGAGCUGUUCUUGAAGGGUUGGAUGUGGUGAGCACUAUAGCUUCAAUUCCUACUUACAAACCAUCAGAAAGAAUCAGGCAAUACAAUGAUUUUGCAGAGUUUAUUGGAGAUGGAAGAGCCAAAAAUGCUCGUGCAAUAUGGAAUAGGCCCCUUGAGACUGUAUAUGUAAGUGACUGUGGAGAAGUUAAGGUUGUAAAACCUACGCUUACUCCUACUCUACCUUAGGGAGGAAUCUGUUCGAGGAGGGACUUGCGUCUUAUUAGCUAGUUGGUGAGGCAAUAGCUUUAUCGAUAAAAUGAUCAAUAUCUGGUACAAAAGAAUGAUCAUUAUACUGCUACUUGUUUGUUUAGGUUCGAUGCAUGUGCCCAUUAAUUAUAUACAUUCUUAAUUUGUAAUACGCACAUAUUUUUGUUCAAUCCAAGAUUUAAAUAUUAUACCUGCUACCCUUUCUCCUAUCACACCUUAAUGUAUGAUGCUAUUUGUUUAUUUAAGUUUUACUCAGGAUGUAAUUUUUAUA
Messenger RNA from Olea europaea var. sylvestris, 1293 nucleotides. RefSeq names its product peptidyl-prolyl cis-trans isomerase CYP28, chloroplastic. NCBI's taxonomy places the organism in Eukaryota, Viridiplantae, Streptophyta, Magnoliopsida, Lamiales, Oleaceae. Gene Ontology annotation, cellular component: chloroplast. Gene Ontology annotation, biological process: protein peptidyl-prolyl isomerization. The record is from RefSeq and is a predicted model, not a curated record. The transcript is spliced from 2 exons. Bases 102 to 1001 code for a protein of 299 amino acids. Gene Ontology annotation, molecular function: peptidyl-prolyl cis-trans isomerase activity.